Paramecium sonneborni is the source of this 513-nucleotide messenger RNA. NCBI's taxonomy places the organism in Eukaryota, Ciliophora, Oligohymenophorea, Peniculida, Parameciidae. The record is from the annotation of a GenBank genome assembly.
AUGAAUAAAUAAUUUAAUAAAACUUCCCCUCCUGAAAUAUUUUUGACAACUUAAAUAAAAUAGGGAUAAACAGAAGAUUCAAUAGAUUAAAUUAAAUAAGUAAGAUCAAUAAGUUUAGAGAAAGAGCUAGCUUAAUUGAAUGAUGAAUAAGAAACUUAUGAUUUAAUAAAUGAAGUUGAGUAUAAAAUGUUAAACUUUCGAUCAGAAUUAAGAAGGGAAAGAGCAGAAAUAGAAUCAACAAAAUCAUAAUAGAAAUUGUUAGAAAUAGUUGCUCAAUCUAAAAUUAAAUAAUUGGAAACAUCAUUAAAAUAUACAGUAGAGGCUUUAGAAAAUAAGUUUAUUAGAGAAUAAGGUACAACUAAUGGAUAUGUGGAAUAUAUUUAAUAAUCAAUAAGUUAGUAGAAAAAGGAAGAUGCUUCAAUAAAUCAUUAUAUAAAAUUACUUGAAAAAAGAGUAGAAGCUUUAGAAUUCGAACUAGGAAUCGAAAAUAUUAAUAAUUAAUAAGGGUUGUGA